AUGAUUAAGCCAACCAAAAUUGACACCUUCCGUUCCUCGUCUACGAUCAGCCCGAUCCCGACUAUUAUCCCAAACGAGCCAAUAUAUCAAGAAAUAAGCGCCACGGGCUAUCGGACAUUAUGGGUGGUCGCGAUCCUCAUGCUGUUGUCCUCGCUCAUUUUCUAUAUCCUAGCUUCGCGAGUCCCUGUUCAAAAACGCCUAUUCCAUGUACUGGCCUCGCUGGUGGCGACCGUAUCCUUCCUCGCUUAUUUUGCCAUGGCCACAGGGGGUGGGAAGGCGUAUAACCAUGCAAUUAUCCACGAACAUCACAAAAACGCGCCUGAUACCAUCCAACACAUUUACCGUGAGGUAUACUGGGUCCGAUAUGUGAACUGGGGCUUGACAUUUCCCAUGAUCCUCAUCAUCCUGGUUCUCUUAGCCGGAAUGAACGGAGCAAGCCUUCUGAUCUCCAUCGUGGCCAAUCUUGUCAUGAAUAUAGCCGGUGCCAUUAGCGCAUAUGGAGGGCACAGCGGGCGGAAAUGGGCGUGGUAUACGAUUUCUUGUUUGGCCUAUCUCACGAUCGUGUACCAAGUCGGAUUCAACGGCCGCAGGGCAGUUGCGUCAAAGGACAACAGAAGAAAAACCCUGUUUGGGUCGCUCUCUAGCCUUGCGACGAUUGUUUUGCUGGCCUACCUAAUAGUCUGGGCUGCUUCUUCGAACGCUCGUCGAAUGAGCAUUGAUGGAGAGGUCAUUUUCUACGCCAUUUUGGAUCUUCUCGUUCAGGGGCUUUUCGGGUACUGGCUCCUCAUUUCCCACAAUAGCAUGUCAACCUAUUCUUUGAAUAUGGAUGGAUUCUGGGCUAGCGGCAUCGGAACCGAAGGAAACAUUCGGAUUGGCAAUGGAGAGGAAUCCUAA
Messenger RNA from Histoplasma capsulatum G186AR, 894 nucleotides. RefSeq names its product opsin. NCBI's taxonomy places the organism in Eukaryota, Fungi, Ascomycota, Eurotiomycetes, Onygenales, Ajellomycetaceae. Gene Ontology annotation, cellular component: plasma membrane; endoplasmic reticulum. The coding region runs from base 1 to 894 and encodes 297 amino acids. The transcript has 5 exons. The record is from RefSeq and is a predicted model, not a curated record.